AUGGCCGCGCACAGUGGUGCACACAGCUCAGAAGUUGCCAAGGAACUCCAAUCCCAGAGUUAUAUCUCCUUCUGGCGCCUAUUGAUUGACCAGCGAGUUGUCACCCCGGAGGUGUUGCAUCACAACUAUGAAGGCUCGGGGACUGAUGAAGACCCUUACGUCGUGUCCUGGCUACCCAUCGACCCUCGGAACCCAAUGCAGUUUAGCAUGGCGAGAAAGGCGGUCAUCACAUUCAUGACUGCAAUUGCAACUUUUGUUAUAUCACUGUCAUCUUCAGCGUACAGUGGUAGUAUUCAGGGAAUUAUCGAUGAGUUCCAAAUCGCCAGAGAAGUCGCCACCAUCGGACUAUCGCUGUUUGUCUUUGGAUUCGCCGUGGCGCCGCUCAGUGAAUCUAUGGGCCGCCAAAUUCCAUUCUUCAUAUCUUUUCUCGCUCUUUCCUUGUUCUUGGCCGGAUGUGCAUGUGCCCAAAACAUCCAGACCUUGCUGGUUCUUCGGUUCCUUGGGGGAGCUUUUGGCUCCUCGCCCCUUACGAAUGCUGGUGGAGUUAUUUCGGAUAUGUUUGUCUCUAGACAACGGGGGCUGGCGCUUCUUCUAUUUGCAUCGACCCCAUAUUUAGGUAUAAUCCUCCGAUGUGACAUAUUUUGUCGAUCAUCAGUGCUAAUUGGCCUACCAGGCCCUGCCCUUGGGCCCAUUAUAGGCGGUUUUCUCGGAAUGAAAGCUGGAUGGAGAUGGGUUGAAGGAUUUCUAGCGGUCUGUGCAGGACUGGCUUGGAUCUCUAUGGCAUUCUUCGUCCCUGAGACUUAUGCACCGGUCCUCCUCCGCAAACGUGCAGCAGAAUUGUCGACUAUAACUGGAAAAUGCUACGAGAGCAAACUCGAUAUUGAAAGGGGGAAAGUUCCAAUGAUCAAACGACUGAAAACAGCCUUUUCCCGGCCCUGGGUGCUUCUGUUCAGUGAACCCAUUGUCCUUCUUCUCACAUUUUAUGCUGCGCUUAUUUACGGCGUUCUCUACAUGCUCUUCGAGGCCAUUCCAAUUGUCUACGAAGAAAAAAGAGGGUGGAAUGCGGGUAUUGGAGGGCUCCCUUUUCUUGGGGUUAUGGUUGGUGUUCUUUGUGGUGUUGUUUACACUGUACAAGAUAACAAACGAUACAUACGAACACAGGAGGCGCACAAUGGAUUUGCUCCACCAGAGGCUCGUCUUCCUCCCUGCAUGACCUCUGCUGUGACUAUUCCUAUUGGUCUUUUCUGGUUCGCAUGGACAAAUUCCCCGUCUAUUCACUGGCUUUGCAGUGUCGCCGCCCUAGUUCCGUUUGGGUUUGGGCUGCUACUCAUCUACAUGGGUAUAGUCAACUACCUGAUUGACUCAUACACUAUCUACUCGGCGUCUGUACUGGCAGGUAUGUCCGUACUCAGGUAUGGGUUUGGAGCCACUUUCCCCCUGUUCAGCUCGUAUAUGUACGAGCGGCUGGGCAUUCAUUGGGCAUCGUCCAUCCCAGCUUUUUUGUCGGUGCUGUGCAUGCCCCUUCCGUUCUUAUUCUACAGAUAUGGAGACAGGAUACGGCAGCGUUGCAAGUAUGCUGCACUUUCACAGAAGCGUUCUGAUGCACUGCGGCAAACAUCCGUCUCGGAAAAAGCGAUGACGGAAGUUUCCAACGAGGGAGUCGAGAAACAACGAGGGUUGUUGGCAAGUUCCUAG
Messenger RNA from Penicillium atrosanguineum, 1695 nucleotides. Its product is annotated as MFS transporter. The transcript has a single exon. Bases 1 to 1695 code for a protein of 564 amino acids. NCBI's taxonomy places the organism in Eukaryota, Fungi, Ascomycota, Eurotiomycetes, Eurotiales, Aspergillaceae. Gene Ontology annotation, biological process: transmembrane transport. The record is from RefSeq and is a predicted model, not a curated record. Gene Ontology annotation, molecular function: transmembrane transporter activity.